AUGCUUGCUGUCUUGUUUGGGAUCCUGAUUGGCCCGCAUGUCGCUGGUCUCUUCAAUCCACGCUCGUGGGGAGGGGGAGCUGUUUUCAACGAGGUCACACUCGAAAUCACUAGGAUAAUUGUCGCCUUGGACGUGUUCUCAGCUGGGGUUGAAUUACCAGCUGCUUACAUUCUACGUCAUUGGCAGACUAUGCUAUGCUUGCUCGGACCGGUUGUAUUGGCUGGCUGGUUCAUAAGUGGCGGGUUGAUCGUCGCAUUCGUGCCUGCCCUAUCGUAUCUCGAGGCUCUGGUCAUCGCCGCUUGCGUUUGCCCGACUGAUAUUCUACUGGCUUCUUCAGUCGUGGGCAAUGGUAGAUAUGCUCGAAAGCAUGUUCCACCACACCUCCGACACUUGCUCCAGGCCGAGGCCGGCGCCAAUGAUGGUGUUGCUAUCAUACUCCUAUAUUUGGCGGUAUUUCUCCUUCUGAGGAAUAACUAUUCACUGCUGCUUGGUGUCUUGUACCACAUAACAGUAGGGAUCAUCAUGGGGGUCGUUACAGGAAUGAUUGCACGCCACACAUUGAAGUUCUGCAAGCGGAAAGAGCUAAUCGACAAAGAAUCGAUGGUCGCCAUGUACAUAACUCUCGCACUGCUGACCGCCGGCGUUUGCAUCCUGGCUGGAACCGAUGAUAUCGUAGCUGCCUUUGCUUGUGGGACGGCGUUUGCUUGGGAUCAUUCGUUUUCCGAAGAAAUCGAGGCUUCCAAUUUUUCACAAAUUCUUUCCCAUUUAGUCAACACAUCUGCCUUCAUCUACGUUGGCGCGACAAUCCCUUUCGAAUUAUGGAACGAAGCUGCUCUGAUGUUGACUGGCUGGAAAAUGAUCCUGCUGGCGUUGUCCAUUCUUCUUCUCCGGAGGCUGCCGGUAAUGAUCAUCUUGCGCAAGAUGAUCCCGGAUUUGAAAACAAAUAGAGAGGCCCUGUUUUGUGGGCAUUUUGGUCCAAUCGGAGUCAGCGGACUGUUCAUAAGUAUUUUGGCAGCAGAAAAACUUCCUACACCUCAAAUCCCAGUUCGGUCAAGUCUCGACGUACUCGCGUUGACUAUACAACCGAUCAUGUAUCUCCUUCUCUGUUUUUCUGUAUUUGUCCACGGCCUUUCGGUUCCCUUUUUCAACCUUAGCAAGAAUUUCGGCUCACGCGUUAAUUCCUUGAGAAGAAGCGGGACAAUCACAUCCAGCAUUCGAUCUGCUCGGUUCAAUAAUUUCACCCGAUAUGAUCCCGCCAACACGGAUGAAGCUGGCGCCUUGCAAGCCGACCAACAAUCACUUGUCCCCUCAACACCCCCUUCUCCUACUCCGACCAUCACUUCCAGGCGGGCGUUGAACAGAUCAAUCACUGUAAGUCAGUCCACACAAGUUGAUGUGGACUGCGACUCCGACGUGGAGCAUACUAAAGGAACACGUGAUGGGCACGAGAAACAAUUUCUCCUUAAGGAUGAAAAGAAGAUGGAUGAUGACUGGGUGGAGCCCCAGCCAGUUGGAGCACCCGAUGGAGCCACAAUGUACAAGUGUGGACAACAUCUAAUCAUCGAGCGCGGCGAUGGAAAGGGGCUCGAGGUGUGGCGCCUGCAACCGGCAUGGAUCGACGCCGGGCCCUCCGACUCUUCAACAUCUCGUGACUUGGAACGUAUCGGUGCCAGCAACGCGUCCAAGGUCUUCCCCCCAUCGACUUCCGCGGCUCAGCCUCACCCUCCUACAGAGAUAAGCACGACCGCUUCACGAAUGCAACAUACCAAUGAAGACCAUCCAAUAGGCAUCAAAUCCGUUCUAGGAAACACCAGUGGGGAAAGUGGGUUGGGGGGCUCACACAUGGCGACAGGAGGGAAACCCAUUACGUCCCCCUCACCAGCGGAUAGUGAUUCACCAUCGGAUGAAUGGGUAGAAGAAGAUCCAGUGGCGCAGAAGCGAACUACUGAUGCUCCUCGUUCUCCGUCGACUCGUAUAAAACUGCGCCCUCGGAAAUUGGCUGGACGUCCGAAGUCAUUGACUACUUGGGAUUUCCCAAAACCACAAGACCCAAUGGAGCAGAAUCGAACGGGGCGCGAUUUUUCGCGUCCAUCGAUAGGACAUAAACAGGAUUUUACCCGACCUCCGUCGAGAGCUACGUCUCCAGCUCACCGAUCACACGGUUGUAGGAGCAACAAAAUAUCUGCUCGCAGACGUUCUGAACCGCUCACCAAAACCAAGGUCAAGGAAGCUCAAAUGGGCACCGCUUUGAAUCAACAUCCUAUGACCUCCAAGGGUAAUGGUGAAGACAGAGAAAACCGAAAGUCGCCCGCGACUCUUAGCAGGGAAAACUCAAGAGCCCCUUCGCCAACCUUCAAAAGCAGAGGGGCUGACCUGGUCGAGUCUAAAACGCGGAAAAGGCAAGGAUCUCAAUCCCAGGUUGAUCCCCAUCGGAGAGUGAGCUUCGUCGACCCUUCAGAAGGUGAGUGA
Messenger RNA from Puccinia triticina, 2469 nucleotides. RefSeq lists its product as uncharacterized. Gene Ontology annotation, molecular function: sodium:proton antiporter activity. Gene Ontology annotation, biological process: regulation of membrane potential; sodium ion export across plasma membrane; proton export across plasma membrane. The record is from RefSeq and is a predicted model, not a curated record. Lineage: Eukaryota; Fungi; Basidiomycota; Pucciniomycetes; Pucciniales; Pucciniaceae. Gene Ontology annotation, cellular component: plasma membrane. Bases 1 to 2469 code for a protein of 822 amino acids. The transcript is spliced from 7 exons.